Molecule: messenger RNA, 3502 nt
Organism: Hypomesus transpacificus
Lineage: Eukaryota; Metazoa; Chordata; Actinopteri; Osmeriformes; Osmeridae
Gene: gpr156
Product: G protein-coupled receptor 156
Exons: 11
Coding region: 291-2786 (831 amino acids)
Biological process (GO): G protein-coupled receptor signaling pathway; gamma-aminobutyric acid signaling pathway
Cellular component (GO): membrane; G protein-coupled receptor heterodimeric complex
Molecular function (GO): G protein-coupled GABA receptor activity
Source: RefSeq, a predicted model, not a curated record
CAUAGCAAUUUUCUCUCUCUCAUGACACCGGUUGAGAAACGAAAACCCGGCAUUAGAAAACCGCACACUACUUGUUGAAUUAAGAAAACCGGUUUGCGAUAGGAUUCUUUUGCCCUUUUGAACUUUAAUUGUUGUUGAAUAGUUCGUAGAAUACUUUUAAUCUUUGAGACUCGCGCAGUGGAGCGAUGGCAUCAGCAAGGCGCAUGGACUCAUCGCGCGCUCUUCUGGCAUCGAUAGUGGCUUUGAAACCCAGAUGAAUCAGAAUGUGUGUGUGAGAACCCGGUCCAAUCAUGGAGUCAGAGCUUAACUGCAGCUCUUACUGUGACUCCCAGUACUGCCUUAUCCAUCCUGGAGUCAACACACAGGAGGGUCUGGACAUACUGCAGAGGCUCUGCACCCUGACCACGCCGGCAGAGGAGCAGCCGAGACGGUCGCUCUCUCCGGUGUUGUGUGCUGUGGUUUGGACCCUGCUCUCCUCUGGCAUCCUCCUGGCAUUCUGUUUCCUGCUCUUCACCCUACGCUUUAAGAACAAUAGAAUAGUGAAGAUGUCCAGUCCUAACCUGAAUGUUCUGACUCUGUGUGGGAGUGUCCUCACGUACAUCAGUGGCUUCUUAUUUGCAAUCGAAGAACAUGCACAUCCGCAAUCUGGCGGAGAGGCCAGAGCUGUGCUACAGGCUAGGCUGUGGACCCUGUGUAUCGGCAGCACACUGGUGUUUGGGCCUAUCCUGGGGAAGACGUGGAGGCUCUACAGAGUCUUCACACAGAGGGUGCCCGACAAGAGAGUGAUCAUCAGGGACAUUCAGCUGAUGGGGCUGGUAGGUCUGCUGAUCCUUGUGAACAUCUUGGUUCUGUCGGCCUGGAAUCUGUCUGACCCAGUUCAAUGCUCUCGCUCCACUGGUGCUGUGGUCAAGGUGUUGGAGAAGGACGUGUCAUACUCUCUAUUUCAGACAGACUCUUGCUCUUCUGUCUACUCAGACCUAUGGAUCAUUCUUCUUGCUGUGUUGAAGGGUAGUCUCUUGCUAUAUGGGACAUAUUUGGCUGGUCUGACUAGUAAUGUCAGCCUGCCGCCAGUUAACCAGUCCCCCACCAUUAUCACAGCGGUAAGCCUAGUGACCCUCUCCAUGGCCGUGGCUCUGCCUGUCUGCCGUUACCUCCACGACUGGCCCAACCUGGUCUACAGUGUGGUGGCUGGAGCCAUCUUCAUCUGCACCUUUGCCACCAACUGUCUGCUGUUUGUGCCUCAGCUGACCCAGUGGCGCAGGUUCAAGGAGGAGAACAACAGUCCCAGUCAGAUGGCCAGGUACUUCAGCAGUCCCAGUAAGAGCAUGCCAUCUGCCUACAGCCAGGAGGUCUACGACCUGCUGGGGGAAAACAACUCCAUGAAAAUGCUCCUCAAUGAGAAAAACGCUGCAAUCGACAGUCUACAGGAACAGGUCAACAACGCUAAGGACAAGCUUCUGCGCCUCAUGUCAGCAAGCCACCCCCGCCAGGACCAAGAUAUGGACUCUUCCACUACCAACCUCAACUCGUCCUUCACCCAGACUACAGUCCUUCAGUCAGAGGGCCCUCCCACACCCCUGCCACCAAGAGACACUGACUCUCUGCUCUCUUCUCCACUCUUAUCUCCCUUUCCUGACCCUCUGUCUUCUACCCCUGCUGCUUCUGCGUCCUCUCCACCUCCUCCUGUCCUACCCCCUGCACCUCUCUCCGCUUCCCCAGAUAAUAGUGGGAGUGGGAGCCAGAGGAGAGCAAGUGCAGACCCCCAAAGUGCAGGUCAGAUGGAGGGGCCGACCCAGCCUCCCUCCCUUGCUCUGCCUCAGACGUCCAUGUUGACCAGGACAGGACUGAGGACAGCAAGGGAGAGCGAGGGGAUGCAGACCAUUCCCAGUGUCUCUCCCUCCAAAGACGUUGCUCACCUCUGUUCCUCACUGGGCUCCGGACCCACAACCCCAGAACCCACAUGUUGUCAGGGCGACCAAGUUGCAUUGCCGUGGACACCAGGAUUUAUUAGCAAUGAGCAGCUACGGGAAGUCCUCCAGGAACUGAGUGUGGAUGCUGUCUUGGAAACAGCCUUGCGUUCACCUAAUCAUGCAUGGGUGUCCAGGAGAUCCUCCCAGCCCUCCUCCACAGACCCGUCUGUCCCAACCCCCCACUUCCCCCAUCCACCCCCUGUCUUCUGCUACCCAAGUAUUUCCCCCUAUGCAAUGAGGAAGCGCCGUCCUCCCUUCCACUCACCCAGAUGGGGUGCCCCUGCCUGUUUCUAUCCAGGAUCGGAGCCCCCUGCCUCGGCUUGGAGAAGGGAGAUCACCGGACCCCUCUCGCCUGACAAACAUUCGUCGAAAACACAGACGGAGACGGAUGCCAUGGAGACCAGCCCCCUCUGGCUCGUAGGCAGUGAUGUAAAGGAGAACCGAGUGAAGGACAGGCGGGCGAGGCGCGUCUCCAAGACAGCUCCCCUUCAUAGAUGCUCCAUCUCUGCGUUCUCAGGCCAGGCCCCCCUACCGGAAGGAGAGGGGGUCGGGGUCGGCGAGGUGGGGCACGUUCGGGCCGGAGGGAGAAGUGUCAGAGACUCGUGUGGUUACUGCGACACAGACUCCAGCAGCUCAGCUGACUAUUGCUACUACCACCGUCCCUACUGUGACGCCUGCCUGGAGCAUGGCUCCUACCCCCUGACAGACAGCUCUUCAGACUCCUCAGACAGCGAAUACGAAGGAAUCCCCAGCCUCUGGCGCUCCUCUCACCCUGUCGUCAACUUCAAAGAGGACCUUCAACCCACCUUUGUGUGACUGGAGCAGAGAUGGUAAUGUCGAGCUGUGUUUAGUAUGAGAAGCACAACCUCUGACACAAAUGGAGCGGAGGAACAGACGAUUUUAGGGGACUCCCCCCUAAGAGUCAUAGGCCAUUUCAAACCCUGGACAAGAGUAUGUGUUGUUAUACUGUAGCUACUGUAUGAACCAGCAGCAUUCCUCCUCCAAUCUGCACUUUACAGUCCAUGACUAGGUACAGCACAUGCCUGCUCAUACUGUUUUCAUCUCAAUGGCCAGUACUGUUGUGUUUGACCAGUUGUACUACUGCCGUAGUACUCUAACUAGACAGUGAGAGCAAUGCUUCACAAGCAACACUAUGAACUAUUUGUGUGUUGUUGAGUGUAUCAGUUUGUGUCAGGUUGUUAAAGCUGAUGUUCAGGAUGUGACAGGUGCUUUUGUCCUUGUGUUUUAAGGUAUUACUCUGAUUGACAUCCACUGCCUCCUCAUAGGAGGACCUACUGAUAUGCUUCUACAGCAUACACUGAUAUAUUUAGCUUUACUACCAUGGCUUUAGUAUUUAUGUCUUGUUUUUUUUGUAUGCAAUUUACGCGUUUUGUAGUUGUUAUCAAGGGCUGUCAUGCAUUUGAUAAUAUUGCCACCUUACAUGACAUAUACUAUACAUUAAUGUUUAUUAUUGUAUGUUGGAUUUGUUUGUAAUUGAUGUGUGUGAAUGCGUGUUUGUGCAUACAUCUGUG